UCGCAACGGGUUUGCCGCCAGAACACAGGUGUUGUGAAAAGCAUCGCUAAACCUCCACAAAAAUGGGCAAUGAAAAGACUCACAUUAACAUUGUCGUCAUUGGACAUGUAGACUCUGGCAAGUCCACCACUACUGGUCACCUCAUCUACAAAUGUGGUGGAAUUGAUAAGAGAACCAUUGAGAAAUUCGAGAAGGAGGCUGCUGAGAUGGGAAAGGGCUCCUUCAAAUAUGCCUGGGUCUUGGAUAAACUGAAGGCUGAAUGUGAGAAUGGUAUCACUAUUGAUAUCUCCCUGUGGAAAUUUGAGACCAGCAAAUACUAUGUGACUAUUAUUGAUGCUCCGGGACACAGAGACUUUAUCAAGAACAUGAUUACAGGCACAUCUCAGGCUGACUGUGCUGUCCUGAUUGUUGCUGCUGGUGUUGGUGAAUUUGAAGCUGGUAUCUCAAAGAAUGGGCAGACCCGUGAGCAUGCCCUUCUGGCCUACACACUAGGUGUGAAACAACUGAUUGUUGGUGUAAACAAAAUGGAUUCCACCGAGCCCCCCUACAGCCAGAAGAGAUACGAGGAAAUUGUCAAGGAAGUCAGUACCUAUAUCAAGAAAAUUGGCUACAACCCUGAUACAGUAGCUUUUGUGCCAAUUUCAGGAUGGAAUGGUGACAACAUGCUAGAGCCAAGCUCUAAUAUGCCUUGGUUUAAGGGAUGGAAAGUCACCCGUAAGGAUGGAAAUGCUAAUGGAACUACACUGCUUGAAGCUUUGGAUUGCAUCCUACCACCAACUCGUCCAACUGAUAAGUCCCUUCGUCUACCCCUUCAAGAUGUCUACAAGAUUGGUGGUAUUGGUACUGUACCUGUUGGCCGUGUGGAAACUGGUGUUCUGAAACCAGGCAUGGUGGUCACCUUUGCUCCAGUCAAUGUUACAACUGAAGUAAAGUCUGUUGAAAUGCACCAUGAAGCUUUGAGUGAGGCUCUGCCUGGGGAUAAUGUUGGUUUCAAUGUCAAGAACGUGUCUGUCAAAGAUGUCCGCCGUGGUAAUGUGGCUGGUGAUAGCUGGUGA
Molecule: messenger RNA, 1055 nt
Organism: Antechinus flavipes (yellow-footed antechinus)
Lineage: Eukaryota; Metazoa; Chordata; Mammalia; Dasyuromorphia; Dasyuridae
Product: elongation factor 1-alpha 1-like
Exons: 1
Coding region: 63-1055 (330 amino acids)
Biological process (GO): translational elongation; translation
Molecular function (GO): GTP binding; GTPase activity; translation elongation factor activity
Source: RefSeq, a predicted model, not a curated record